CCUUGUAACAAUAAGAAAAAAUGGACGUUGAACUUAAUGCACCCGAGUCUUUUAUACUUUGUAAUGACGAAAAGUGCUCUAGUGUGUUCAAGUACUUGGACCUUUCUGUACAUACUAUUGUGGACGGUCCUGACCCAAGAGACCAUCUUGCUAAUGAGCGAAACUUGCUUACAUGGAUCCGAACAGGCACCACACUUUCACUUGUGGGAUUCAUGACAUUGUUGGAUAUGCCCACAAAGAACUUCGCACCUUCUUAUUCUCUACCUUGGACAAGUGAACCUGUUUCAUUGAAUGCAAAGAUCGUCUCAUAUAUAUUUGUUGGGCUAGGGUUCACAUGUUUCAUCUACUCGCUGUUUAGUUAUUUUAGAAAUCAGAGACAGAUUGUAAAGAGAUUACUUUGGGUUGGGCAUGGCUGGUUAGGAUACCUUGUAGCCACCGUGAUUAUGAUGUUUGUCGUAUUUAUCAUGAUUAUGGCUUUAACCGAAAUUCACCCUACCUGAUCACCCACACAUAAACCCCUUCUUUUGACACACUUAACCCCUUAUACACCUUCCCUAUAAUUAUCAUUCCGUUUGUAAAUAUCAAAACUUUCUUUUUAUUUCUUUUCUUGUGAAAGUUUGGUCAUCAUGGCUCUGUAAAUCAACUUUUCUUUAUCAUCCAUCUGUCUAAUCGCUAUGGAUACCUUUUGUAAUUCCUUUUUAACAAGUGCGUCUAACAUAUACACAUAUAUAAAAAAAAAUUAGGUUUUUAUCCCGUCUCUUUUAUAAGAAAUGUAAAUACUCUACCUUCAGGGUUUAAGGCCAGUACCUCUUCCAAUAAUUCCUUGGCCUUCUCAAUAUCCUCUAACUGCAAAUAGGCUUGACCCAUUCGGAACUUUGAUUUCGUGUUUUGGGAAUCCAGCUCAUUGGCUUUUUU
This is a messenger RNA of Mucor mucedo, 915 nucleotides long. RefSeq lists its product as uncharacterized. The transcript has 2 exons. The coding region runs from base 21 to 500 and encodes 159 amino acids. The record is from RefSeq and is a predicted model, not a curated record. NCBI's taxonomy places the organism in Eukaryota, Fungi, Mucoromycota, Mucoromycetes, Mucorales, Mucoraceae.